AUGAACCAAAAGAAAACAGAAGAGGAGUAUGGAUACGACCUGUUCCCGGAGAGAAAUGAGGGGAAACAGAACACCACGUCCUUCAAAGAGAGCAUACAAACAUUUAACCACAAGUGUAAAUUCAUGUUACAGGUCGCAAUGGAAACAAGUCCUUACGCCAAACUCCUCCUCACGGCCAUGAAGAGCUCCGGCUGUAAAGUGUUGAAAGAGCGCCAUUUCUCCUGCGAGGACUGUGACGGUACGGUCAGUGGCGGCUUCGACGCGGCGUCCUCUCAGAUCGUGUUGUGUCAGAACAACAUCCAUCAGCAGUCCCACAUGAACCGAGUGGUGGCACACGAGCUCAUUCACGCCUUCGACCACUGCCGGGCGCACGUGGACUGGUUCAACAACUUCAGACAUCUGGCUUGUUCAGAGAUCCGAGCAGCUAACCUCAGCGGAGACUGCUCCUUUGUUAGUGAAGUUUCCAGGUUUAACUUUGGGCUAAAGAAGCAUCAACAGGAGUGCGUUCGGGGUCGCGCUCUGCGCUCCAUCCUGGCUGUGAGGAAGAUCACCCGGGAAGAGGCGGAGAGAAUGGUGGAUUCGGUCUUCGACUCGUGUUUUAAUGACCACGCCCCCUUCGGACGGAUCCCACACGGCAAGAAGGACGCCAAGUUUGCUCACAGAGACUACACAAACAGGGAUCACUAUUACAAAAAUCUGUAGUGUCUGCAGCAGCAGAGGCUGCAGUGUGGAUCCAGCGCAGCAGACCAGAGAGUGACUGUUAAAUCUGUCGUUUCCCUUCAGAAGGGGCGGCGGGAAAAGGAUUUGUCCUGGAGACAGUAAAGACAAGCAGAACAUUUCAUCUUCUGUCCCUUCGUUGGCUGACUGCUGAUGAAGGGUAGUUCGGAUGGUGUCGCCCUUGAAGUGAAUCAAUAAAUGAGGCGUAAUUAUUGUAGGUGAUGUAAUAAAAAGGUGCUUUUGAUUUGUUUGUUUCUCAUAUUUUAAGUCCAGCUGUGACACACAUAGAUGUUUAUGUUUUGGUUCUUCUGAUCACUGAAGGACCUCCACGUGAUUCAUGUAUCUUGCACUAUUUGUGCUGAUGUCAGACUAAGCUUUGAGAUGAUCUGAUUAAAGUUUAAUUUUAAGUUA
Messenger RNA from Oryzias melastigma (Indian medaka), 1128 nucleotides. RefSeq names its product ATP23 metallopeptidase and ATP synthase assembly factor homolog (gene atp23). The coding region runs from base 1 to 702 and encodes 233 amino acids. The record is from RefSeq and is a predicted model, not a curated record. Gene Ontology annotation, biological process: mitochondrial protein processing; mitochondrial proton-transporting ATP synthase complex assembly. NCBI's taxonomy places the organism in Eukaryota, Metazoa, Chordata, Actinopteri, Beloniformes, Adrianichthyidae. Gene Ontology annotation, cellular component: extrinsic component of mitochondrial inner membrane. The transcript is spliced from 6 exons. Gene Ontology annotation, molecular function: metalloendopeptidase activity.